This is a messenger RNA of Paramecium pentaurelia, 1315 nucleotides long. Lineage: Eukaryota; Ciliophora; Oligohymenophorea; Peniculida; Parameciidae. The record is from the annotation of a GenBank genome assembly.
AUGAAAUAAUAGAAAUUGUUUACGUGUUAAGAUAUAGCACAUGAAAAUGAAGUCAUAUAAGGGUUUUGUUUAAAUUUUGGAUGUUAAGAUGCAAGAUCUUAAUUCUGUCUUUAAUGUGGAUUUGACCCUAAGUAACAUACUAAUUGCAAGAAAGAUCUAAAAGGAUUUGGUUAGAUUGAAAGUUUUAUCAUUAAAUUUAAUUAGUAUAUACUUGAAUUAACUACUUAAUUGAAUAAAUCUUAUUAAUCAGUCAAAAUAAAAUAUGAAGAAUUCAUAAAACAAUUGGAGAAAAUGAAAAUAUAAUUAUUAAAGAUAUCUGAAUAUUUAAGUUAAUAAGAAUAUAAAUAAAUCAAAGACAAUUUGUUAAUAAUUAAGGAAUGCUAUUAAUUUUCAAAUAAUUAAGAGGAGAUCAUUAAGUAGAAUUAAAUUGGUAUUUUUACAUUAUUAAUUAUUUAUAGGAACUUAAUUAAUUAAUAUAAAUAGAAUGAUUAAAGCUUUUGAUUUAGAUAAAGAAUAAUAAUAAAUUAAAGAUAUUAAACAAUAGAGUGAAAUUACACUUGAGUAAGGUAUUAAAUUUCUAUAAAAUUAUAUAUUAGGAAUAUAAUUAUUAAAUCAAAAGAAAUGGUAUGAGGCUAAUGAAAAAAUAAAUUAAUACUUAAAAUUAUUAGAAAAACAAAAAUCAUUUGCAAUUAUCUUUUAAAGUACUUCUCAAAUAUUUAUAUAAUUAAGGUAUGACUUUAAUUGAAAUGAAUCAACCUGGAAAAGGUAUAAAUAUGAGAGAAUAAGCUAAAUAGAUUAAUAGUAACCUAUAUACAGAUCUUUUGGAUUAUUCAAAUAAAGAACUAACAUAAAAUCCAUAAAAUACGUUUGUUUUAAUUUCAAAAAGUAAAUAAAAUCAAUAAUUUUAAUAGGUUAUGCAUUAAAUGAAGAGAAGAAAUAUCAAGAAGCAAUCAAAUAAUGUGAUAAAGUUUUGAUAGAAGAACCUUAACAUCUAAUUGCAUUAUAUAGAAAAAGUAAUCAUAUAUUAUGUACAACAGGCUUUUCUUUAGAAUAUUUGAAUUAACAUUCAUAAGCAAUUUAGUGCAUUGAAAAAGCAUUAAAUUCCGAUUUAAAAUAUUCUAUUGGUUAUAUGAUGUAGGAUAAUUUACUUGUUUUAUAUUUUAAGGGUAGUCAUUAUAAAGUCUUGGUAAAUAUAAAGAUGCAAUUGACUGUUAUGAUAAAGCAAUCCAACUGGAUCCUAAUUAUGCAAAAGCCUAUAAGAUUAAAGGUUAAUCAAUUUAUUUAAUUUUAAUAGGUUAUUUACUAACGUAAUUGA